Messenger RNA from Caenorhabditis sp. 36 PRJEB53466, 2053 nucleotides. The record is from the annotation of a GenBank genome assembly. Lineage: Eukaryota; Metazoa; Nematoda; Chromadorea; Rhabditida; Rhabditidae.
AUGCUCCGGAGCAUCCUACUUCUUGUGAUCUGCGUCACUGCCGCGGUCUUGGCAGCAAUCGUCCCGGAGACAUGUUACCCAGACACGUGAGUUCUUUUCAAGCCUGACUGACAUCUUCAUACCUCACUGGUUCCUGGUGUAAAUGAAAUUAACUAAAGUCCUUUUAACCACUUUUCACCAGGAACCAGAAGAACCAAAACGGAGUACGGUAGACGCAGAUACUUUUCCGUCACUUCCGAACCGCUUCCUUCUUCUUUUCCCUUGGAAAUAAUUGGAAACCUAAUCCUCUCCGGAGGAGGGACUCCUCUCUCUCUCUCUCUUUCUCUCUCUCCAAUUUGCUCAUCUCCCACGGAGCCACGAGCUCUUCAGUCGAGUAACGAGCCUCAAUAUGAUAAUUGAUGCGAUGGAGCGGGGGCUCUUCUGACCAGACCUUUCCAAUUUGGCGUGACGAGGACCACGUGUAAGUGACAAAUGAGCCGUGGCAAAAUGAUAUGAUGUGCCCGGCCCCGAGGCUGUCUCUCUCGAGCCAAUGCGUCCGUCGGAAGAGCUCCCACACCAUCUAUUAUGCAUUAAAAUGGGCGGUGCUUUGCUUCAGUGCUGUUUUGAUGAAUGAUCGUAUAAUAUACAACAAAUUGGGCGAGGAUUCCUUCGAGCGCAUCGAAACUUUCGAGAACAAUGGCGCCGUGUUGGAUUCAAUUACAAGUGCGCUCCAAUGAACUUUGGUAGUUGGUCCGAAGGAGGACGUGGCAGAACGGCUGCUUCUGCUGGCGGUGGCGUCCCGCUCUAAACCUUGCACAAAGUGUUUCCUGAAGUUGAUGGCAGUCCAUCGAAAACAUUCGUACACACCCGGCGAUUCAGUGCCUCUACGGCCAAUCAGAAAACAAAAUAAUUGUGCGCUGAAAACAUAGAUUCUUCGUAAUCGUGCUUAGAAAAAGAGCAGGAUGCAAAAAAGAAUGUGUCAAGAGCACACAUAAAUCAGCCGAUCGGUUCCACUAACAAGGCUAAUACUUUCCAUUUUGCUCGCGCUUCAUUCAUUCAUUUACGUGGGAGCUCCACACGCAGCAAGAAGAAGGAGAAAAAGGAGAAGAAGAAGAAGGAGAAGCUCUCGAUUUUCCAAUUAAUUGGAGGAGGCGCCGUUGAUGAAAGAUGAGCAGAAAACGGAGCAGAAAUGGCUUCUGAAGACGGAAGGGAAGAUUAACGGAGAAGUCGGAUAAUGCGACGUUUUCACUUUCCUAGAUUGAACCCAACCCGCUUCUUCUUCUUCUUCCCGUUGAAUAAUGACUGAGCGAGGCGAGCAUGGGAAAAUGCUCCGCGAACACCUUCUGGUCAGCACGGCGCGAAGGUCUCCCCUCGAUUGCUUGUUGAUCGUCGUCGUCGACGGCGACUUCCUUCCUUCCGAAAUUUCCGAAAAUAUGCGCUUCCACUUGUCUCCGCCACGUCGUCCUGCAAAUCGAAUUUGAGUGUGUCGGGGCGCCUCCCGUCCAGAAUUAUUCAAAUUCCCGCCCAAUUUGGGCCAUAUUCAACCCAGGACUGCCUUCUGUAUCUUUCGCUUCUCUUCCUUCUUCUCCUUCCUCCUCCUUCUUCUUCUUUCCCUUAUUCCAUUUCUCGACUGGCUCCGGAAGGCGCAAAAAAUGGCGGGUAAUUUGGGCGAAGAAGGCAUUGAGACUCCCUGGAGAAUGAGUCGACAUGGAUAAGAAAAGAGAGAAAAAAAGAAGGAAAAGCGAGAAGAAGGACAGGGUGCUGACGGGGUCGGCCCACCAAAAACGGUGAUGAUUGACUGGUGGUGAACUAUGCGAAAAGGGCAGAAGCGCCAUUUUCGUAUAGAUGCAAAACGACGAACUUCAGAUGCGCCGAUCCCGAAACCGACACGUUCUUCUCGUACGGUACGUGCUGCGAUAACGAGUGCUGCUUCAGACUACGGUACUGGGUCUAGUGAGUCACUUCCGAAAUCAUUGCCUUUUUUCACCGCUCAUUCCGUUUCAGUCCGGCCAGCAUCGCAGGCAUCGGCUUCGUGGCGGGAGCAUUCUUCGCGCUGUGCUUCCAAUGUCGCUAG